AAAUGAGGCUCAUUUGAUUUGUCAAUCAAGGCCACGGGAGCUCCUGAUAAACUUCAAAAUGAUGAAUUUCUUUGCAAAUGUGUCUAUCAUUCUUGCUUUGUGCAUUAUUAGUGCCUCAACAGUGUUUGCCCAGUUUGAGGAGACUGAUGAUGAUGCCUCACUAGACAGUUGGUUUCAAGAUGUGGACACUGUAGCUGAUAUUUCUGCACUAAUACCAGAAACAGGCAACGCUGCAUUUCUUGGUCAAGUCGUAAAAGCAGGAUUCGAAAAAGCUCUGAGUGAUGCAAAGGGCAAUUGUUUCACAUGCAAGAUUCCAUCAAUCAAGUAUUAUGAUACUGAGUCAAAUCCUCAAAAAGCUCUAGAUCAUUUCAAGGCAUUGUAUGCUAAGGGAGCAAGGAUUUUUACUGGAUUGGUUACUAGCGAUGAGGCUCUUAUGGUUGCAGAAUAUGCAUCAAAGGAAGCAAGUGAUGCCGUUCUAUUUAGUCCCACCAGCACUGCAUCAAGACUAUGCAAAUACAAGAAACAACUGUAUCGACUGUCUAUGGAUAAUCGUGGGUACGUUGAAGUUCUAUUUGACAUGGCAGUGGACAUGAAAAACACCAAGAAGUUAAAAUCUACUCACAUACAACUGAUAUUGGAUGGUGAUCCUGAUGGUACUGGCCUCGUUGGUGACGUAUCGAAAAGAUUUUCCAAAGAAGAUGGGAAUGGAUUUAUAGUUCAUGAUGCUGUUUCAUAUGAAGGAAAAAGUCAUUCCGGUCUCAGAGAAAUGGUGCACAACCUUAACAAAAGUAUAUCAGGUAGUAAGUCUACUAUCAUUGUUCUUCAUGGGCUGUCAAAAAUAGAAUACAUACUUCGUAUUGUUGAGAAGUAUCCUGGCCUAACAAAGCAUCCAUGGAUAGUGUCAGAUGCCUUUGUCUUUUCAAAUAUCAGAAUACCAGCUGAGAUGGAAGUUUAUGGACUUACUUUUUUUGGAACAAGAAUCGAAAAUCAAAGUCCCAUACGAAAAUUAAAUAGCUAUCUUGCAAAGAAAGGUCUACCUCCCAUGAUCCAGGCACGUCUAGCUUAUGAUACGAUCUUAGCCAUAAGAGAAUAUAAAGCAAAGGGAAGCUUAAGUAGCUCUCAGUUUUUGAAUGGUAUGUCUGGCUCUCUAUCUUUAAGUCAAUGUGGUGAGAGGGUAUCAGGAUCGUAUGUUUUUGCUGCUAAACCAAAACAGAGUGCAACUCACAAUGCAUUGUAUGAAGUUCCACUGGUCAAUGGCUGGUUUGCAUUAUAUGAAUAUCAUGUUCUAACAAACGAACGCCUGAAUACUCACUUGCAAGAGCUUGAGGGCCUGAGUGUUGAGGCAAUGAUGGAAGUGAACCUUCAAAGUACAUCAAAAGGAGGUGUAACAUCAGUUAGUCCAGCAGUAACCGAAAUAAAGAAAGUGGACUUCUUAAAGUAUGUAAUAUCCAUUGAUGAGCAAGAGAGUUCUGAAGGAAUGGAUAAAGGCAAAAUGAAGUGUAGUGAUAAUGCUCACAUUAAUAUUAAGUAUGGGAAAGAAUUUCAUAAUUACACUGUUGCUAAAAUGCCAGAAUCAGUUAUCAUUCCAUUGGAGAAUGGUUUUAUACUAGAAGCAACGUGUAGAACAUCAAAAAAUGAAUACAGCGUGACUCGCAUUUGCCCUGCUGCACAAACUGGAGGGACCGAACUUGUCUGUCGAGAAAAAGACUCGGCUGUGUCUAUAGAUCUAGUAGAGAAAGAAGGAAGAGGCUGUACUGGUACACGCAUUGCUACUGGUGCCUGCAUUGUUGGCACUGCUGGUUGCUUUGUUGGUGCAAUAUUUACUGCUUUUGUAGCAGCACCAGUAUGUGGAUUAGCUGGGACAACUUGUGCUGCUUUGGGAUUUUCGUCAACAAUAGUCUGUGAGGAGGAGAAAAAGAAUGGAAAAUAUGUAUGCACAGAGUUGUUUCGUCAAGGGUACCUCUCUCCUGAAAUAAUGCUAGCAGACAUGAGCUUUGCUAAACACUAUAGCAAAGAUUAUCCAGUCACACGUACAGGAUACAAUAUAAUUGGACCUACCCUUGCAACAAUAAUGAGCACUUCUAAGGGGAUGACUGAUGCUGUGAGAUCUUUCGCUGUACCAUGGGCUGAACAAAUGGCUUAUGAGGAAGGAUACAGUGAGACUGGUAACCAGCGUGGAGUAUGGGUAAUGACUAUUGGAGCUGUCAUAUGUGCCACUGUUGGAGGAAUAUACACUUAUUUCACCUAUAUACUUGCUUUAGGUAUGACUGCUGUGAUUGCUGUUGUGCUCGCUAGUAUGGGUAGAAAAGUGCGACUGAAGGCAUUUAAAGACACUGCUGCCACAAAGAAACAUAACUGAACAAGUUGCAUUGAAACUAAUUAUUGUGUGCUUUUUUCUUUAAUAGUAAUUUUGCUGCUAAA
Molecule: messenger RNA, 2421 nt
Organism: Amphimedon queenslandica
Lineage: Eukaryota; Metazoa; Porifera; Demospongiae; Haplosclerida; Niphatidae
Exons: 3
Coding region: 59-2359 (766 amino acids)
Source: RefSeq, a predicted model, not a curated record